This is a messenger RNA of Leucoraja erinaceus (little skate), 9892 nucleotides long. It is a transcript of the gene apc, whose product is annotated as APC regulator of WNT signaling pathway. The record is from RefSeq and is a predicted model, not a curated record. The transcript is spliced from 17 exons. Bases 342 to 8975 code for a protein of 2877 amino acids. Gene Ontology annotation, molecular function: beta-catenin binding; microtubule binding; gamma-catenin binding. Gene Ontology annotation, biological process: regulation of cell differentiation; nervous system development; Wnt signaling pathway. Gene Ontology annotation, cellular component: beta-catenin destruction complex; cytoplasmic microtubule; catenin complex. NCBI's taxonomy places the organism in Eukaryota, Metazoa, Chordata, Chondrichthyes, Rajiformes, Rajidae.
GCAUGCGCAAGGUGCGCCCCCUGCCGGCGGCGGCGAGAAGCGGUUGUGAAGCAACAUGGCUGGCGCAGGAGGAUAGGGAAUGAGAACAACACGAAGAGAGAGAGGCAAGACAAGACGGGAGCGGGAGAGAAGGAGGAAGGAAUGAAGGUGGCGGGGAAUGGGUUUGCCGCACGGACAACGGAUGUUCAGUAAUCGAGGAGCUUUUGAGGGAUGCAACAGCAGAAAGAUUUAUUGAGCAUGUUCCUGUGCUUGGUGAAUUAAAUCGUGGGUAAAAGAAGGAACUGCAUCUAUUUGUUGCAUCUUUGCGACAAAACCAAUUUCCUGUCACCAUCUCAUUCAGGAUGGCUGCAUCAUCAGCUUCAUAUGAUCAGCUCUUGAAGCAAGUUGAAGCACUUAAAAUGGAGAAUUCAAAUCUGCGACAAGAAUUAGAAGACAACUCAAACCAUUUGACACAACUAGAGACAGAGGCAUCCAGCAUGAAGGAGGUCCUGAAGCAACUGCAGGGUAGCAUUGAAGACGAGGCUCUGGCUCUGGCUUCUGCUGGACAGAUUGAUCUACUAGAGCGACUAAAAGAAUUGAAUUUGGAGUGUGCAAAUUCACCUGCGAUAAAAUUAAGGCCAAAGAUGUCACUGCAUUCAUAUGGAAGUCGAGAAGGAUCAAUGUCUGGUCGGUCAGGAGAGUGUAGCCCAGUUCCAGUUGGUUCAAUUCCAAGAAGAGGAUUGAUCAGUGGAAGCAAAGAAAGCACUGGCUACUUGGAAGAGUUAGAAAAAGAGAGAUCUUUGUUACUUGCUGAGAUUGAAAAAGAAGAGAAAGAAAAGGAUUGGUAUUAUGCUCAGCUUCAAAAUCUUACGAAGAGAAUUGAUAAUCUCCCCCUUACAGAAAAUUUUUCUCUGCAGACGGACAUGACUAGGAGGCAAUUAGAGUAUGAAGCACGGCAAAUUCGAUCUGCAAUGGAGGAACAACUUGGAACAUGUCAGGAUAUGGAAAAGCGAGCUCAGAUGAGAGUUGUACGGAUUCAGCAAAUAGAGAAGGAAAUGCUUCGUUUGCGCCAACACUUACACUCCCAAGCAGCAGAACCUGAGAAAUCAUCACAAACUAAACACGAACAAGCAGUGUCAAAAGAUGCAGAUGGACCGAGUGAUUGUCUGGAAACAACGGAAGCUAGCGUGAGCACUACGGGGAAUGGGCAGGGUUCAGGAUCAAGGGUUGAACAAGAUACUAAUAGUGUAAUGAGCUGUAGUAACUCCUACUCAGUUCCCCGAAGAUUGACAAAUCACCUGGGUACCAAGGUAACCGAAGAUUCCAGGCUACAGGUGGAAAUGGUAUAUUCGCUGCUGUCGAUGCUUGGCACACAUGACAAGGAUGAUAUGUCUCGAACUUUGCUAGCAAUGUCUAGUUCUCAGGACAGCUGUAUAGCUAUGCGUCAGUCUGGAUGUCUUCCGCUGCUCAUACAGCUUUUGCACGGCAAUGAUAAAGACUCUGUGCUGCUCGGUAAUUCCCGUGGCAGUAAGGAGGCCCGUGCACGGGCUAGUGCUGCACUACACAAUAUCAUCCAUUCGCAGCCAGAUGACAAGAGAGGAAGACGGGAGACCCGUGUUCUUCACCUGCUGGAACAGAUCCGUGCAUACUGUGAGACGUGUUGGGAAUGGCAGGAGGCACAUGAGCAAGGCGUUGAUCAGGAUAAAAAUCCAAUGCCAUCUCCGGUGGAACACCAGAUCUGCCCUGCAGUGUGUGUACUGAUGAAACUUUCCUUUGAUGAGGAACACAGGCAUGCAAUGAAUGAACUUGGUGGUUUGCAGGCAAUAGCUGAAUUGUUGCAAGUAGAUUGUGAAAUGUAUGGACUUACUGAUGAUCACUACAGUGUCACGUUGCGACGAUAUGCUGGGAUGGCACUUACAAAUUUAACCUUUGGUGAUGUUGCAAAUAAGGCCACACUCUGUUCAAUGAAAGGUUGUAUGAGAGCUAUGGUGGCUCAACUAAAGUCAGAAAGUGAAGAUCUACAACAGGUAAUUGCAAGCGUAUUACGAAAUUUAUCAUGGCGAGCAGAUGUGAACAGUAAAAAGAUCUUGCGUGAAGUUGGCAGUGUGAGUGCUUUGAUGGAAUGUGCACUGGAAGUGAAAAAGGAAUCAACUCUGAAGAGUGUUCUUAGUGCCCUGUGGAAUUUAUCAGCACACUGCACUGAGAAUAAGGCUGACAUCUGUACUGUGUGUGGAGCGCUUGCCUUUUUAGUCAGCACUUUAACUUACAGAAGCCAAACCAAUACACUUGCCAUUAUUGAAAGUGGAGGAGGAAUUCUACGGAAUGUUUCCAGUUUGAUUGCAACAAAUGAAGAUCACAGGCAAAUCCUCAGAGAAAACAAUUGCUUACAGACAUUACUGCAGCACUUAAAAUCCCACAGCCUGACAAUAGUUAGCAAUGCAUGUGGAACCCUUUGGAAUCUGUCUGCUCGAAAUGCCAAGGACCAGGAGUCUUUGUGGGACAUGGGAGCAGUUAGCAUGCUGAAAAAUCUGAUUCAUUCUAAGCACAAAAUGAUUGCAAUGGGAAGUGCUGCAGCUUUGAGGAACCUGAUGGCCAAUAGACCUGCCAAAUAUAAAGAUGCCAACAUUAUGUCUCCUGGAUCAAGCCUGCCAUCUCUGCAUGUUCGUAAACAAAAGGCUUUGGAAGCAGAAUUAGAUGCUCAACAAUUAUCAGAAACUUUUGAUAAUAUUGAUACCUUGAGUCCCAAAACAUCUCAUCGGAACAGACAAAGACACAAACAGGGCAGAUACAGUGAGUAUGUUCUAGAUUCCGGAAGGCACAAUGAUGAUGGAGUAUGCAGAUCAGAGAGUUUCAACACUGGAAACAUGACUGUGCUGUCACCCUACGUGACUUCUUCCAAGCUACAUAAUUCAUCAAGAGAUGGCAGGGGCACAAUUGAUAGUUCCAGACCGGAAAAGGAGAGAAAUAUGGAGAGAGAUCGAAGAGGACCAGAUACUGCUUCCUUUCCUCCUUCUGAAAAUGUGCCAGAUCCUUCAAAAAGAAUGGGGAGGCAGGUGCCUGCCAGCACAGCUCAAAUAGCCAAAGUCAUGGAAGAGGUAUCAAGUAUACAUUUGUCAUCGGACGACAGGAAUUCACCAUCGGAUUUGCACUGUGUGCCAGAUGACAGGGCUGGUAUGAGGCGAGGAUCAUCAUCUCAUCCUCAUUCCAACAUUUGUAACUAUAGUAAAUCUGAAACCUCCAAUAGAACCGCCUCCAUGCCUUAUGGGAAAACAGAGUACAGGAGGUCUUCAAAUGAUAGUCUGAAUAGUGUUAGCAGUAGUGAUGGCUAUGGUAAAAGAGGGCAGAUGAAACCAUCGAUAGAAUCCUACUCUGAGGACGAUGAAAGCAAAUUCUGCAACUAUGAAAAAUAUCCCGCUGAUCUUGCCAAUAAAAUUCACAAUGCUAAUCAUUUAGAAGACAAUGAUGCAGAAUUGGACACACCAAUUAACUACAGCCUCAAAUAUUCGGAUGAACAGUUAAAUUCUGGCCGGCAAAGCCCAUCUCAAAAUGAACAGUGGGCACGGCAGAAACAUAUUGUGGAAGAAGAGAUGAAAAGAAAUGAACAUAAGCAAUCUAGAACUCAACCCUCUGGAUAUUCUAUAUUUUGUGAAAAUACUUGCAGCGGAGAGGAAACGCACAUGAAAUUCCAACCUCGAUUCGGUCAAUCAGAUUGCUCUUAUACUAGCAGGGCACAUAACAAUUCUGACCAAAUUAGAGUCGAUUCUGAACACAGAAUGAACCAGAAAAUCAAUCCAUCUCUUUGCCCAGUGGAUGAUUAUGAAGAUGAGAAACCGACUAACUACAGUGAGCGUUACUCUGAAGAAGAACAGCCUGAGGAAGAAGAGGACAGGCCCACAAAUUACAGUAUGAAGUUUACAGAGGAAGAACACCAUGUUGAACAGCCAAUAGAUUAUAGUUUGAAGUAUGCUACAGAAGUACCUGCCUCGUCGCAGAGUCAGUCUUUUAUUUAUUCAAAAAGUCCUUCAGUUCAAAACACAACAAAAGAUCGUGCAUCAAAUUGUGGAAGCACACCAAGCUCCAAAAUCAACACUGCAGGUCAACAAAGACGACUUCACCCCAGCCCGGCACAAACAAGGACAACUACUGCUCCUGCCAUUCAGAAAUCAGCCACAUGUAAGACCCCUUCAAUUAACCAAGAAACCAUGCAGACUUAUUGUGUGGAGGAUACUCCUAUUUGUUUUUCAAGGUGUAGUUCACUUUCAUCUUUGUCAUCAGAGGAUGAAAUGGAAGGUCGUGGCCAGGCUAAGCAUGUAGCAGAUGAUGGCACCACUUUGCAGAUCAUUGACCUCAAGGAAAAUCAUGGCCAAUUAUCUGUCGACACCACAAUAGGUGAGGCAUCAUCUACUUCACAUCAUACCCGAAUGAAGCAGAAUAGACUGCAGGCCACUAACGUAGCUCAGCCGGAUGCUGGUCGUCAAAAAGCUGUUGAGUUCUCUUCAGGUGCAAAAUCACCAUCCAAAAGUGGAGCUCAGACUCCAAAAAGUCCACCAGAACAUUAUGUGCAGGAAACUCCUUUGGUAUUUAGUAGAUGCAGUUCAGUCAGUUCAUUGGGAAGCUUUGAAAGUCAGUCAAUUGCCAGUUCCAUUCAAAGUGAACCUUGCAGUGAAAUGGUCAGUGGAGUUAUAAGCCCGAGUGAUCUUCCAGACAGUCCAGGGCAGACGAUGCCACCUAGUAGGAGUAAGACUCCCCCACCCCAGCCAGCUCAACUAAAAAGGGAAACACACAAAAUCAAGGAUCAAACUAAUGUUAAAAGUAGAGAAAUUGGCCAACGCCAAGCGGCUGUGAAUGAAGCGGUCCAAAGAGUCCAGAUUCCUCAGGAUGGCGAUUGCCUGAUGCAUUUUGCCACGGAAAAUACUCCUGAUGGAUUCUCAUGUGCAUCAAGUUUAAGCGCUCUGAGCCUUGAUGAGCCAUUUAUUCAGAAGGAUCUUGAGCUCACAGUAAUGCCUCCUGUUUAUGAAGAUGAUCACAAGAAUGAUGAGUCUGUGAAGGAAGAUGAUGGAACUGAGAAAAAUAAAUGUAAAGCAGAGAAAGUUGCAGAAGCUGAGAAAGAUAUACUUGAUGACGACGAUGAUGAUGAUGAUAUUGAUAUCUUAGAAGAAUGUAUAAAUUCAGCCAUGCCAACUAAAUCUUCAAGUAAAGCUAAAAAAACUGCUGCUGGUACUACAUCAAGGAUGCCACCUCCUGUCGCAAGGAAACCAAGUCAACUGCCUGUGUACAAAUUGCUUUCUAAUCAAAAUAGAGUUAAUUCUCAAAAACAUGUAAGUUUUAACCAUGACAUAUUUAGAGAAGAUAUGCCACGAGUCUACUGUGUUGAGGGGACUCCGAUAAACUUCUCAACAGCGACAUCUCUAAGUGACCUCACCAUUGAGUCACCGCCAAAUGAACUGGUAAAUUCAGAAGCUAAUCAGCCAGCAUCUGAAUCUACUGUGAUGGAAAAGAGAGAUACCAUACCGACUGAAGGCAGAAAUAUGAAUGAUGCCGAAACAUCAAAAGGCCUCACUGGUGCUCAGCCUGGGCAAGAUGACAAAAUGGAGGAAGGUGAUAUUUUAGCUGAAUGUAUAAACUCUGCUAUGCCAAAAGGAAAGAGCCAUAAACCAUACAGAGUUAAAAAAUUGAUGAAUCAAGUUCAACAUGUGUCAACUUCUUCAAAUAAUGCAAAUCAACAAGAAGUAGAAAGAAACCCAACAUCUCCAAUGAAGCCGUUGUCUCAGAACAAUGAGUACAAGAAUCGUUCAUUGCACCGUUCAUCCCUAUCUGAUCCUCAAAGUAGCUUCAAUGCUGAAGGUAAUUGCACAGAACACAGGAAGGACAUGGAGAAAGGUAGCCAAAAGCAAGCCGCAAAAAAUAUUGCUGGGGAUUUUCAAGAUAAGCCACCUGGUAACGAUAACCGUGUUCGUGGAGGUUUUGUAUUUGACUCUCCACAUCAUUAUACUCCAAUUGAAGGAACUCCAUAUUGUUUUUCCCGAAAUGAUUCUCUCAGUUCACUUGACUUUGAUGAUGAUGAUACUGAUCUCACAAAAGAGAAAGCUGAAUUAAAAAAAGACAAGGGCAGAAAGGAAAGCGUCUCCAAUGAUGCAAAAAAUUGUAACAACAAACAAAUUCCCAUUAGUCAGCAAUCGUCUGAUAGAGUUCAACCAGGUCAAAAAUCUGUGUCGGGGAGAGGGCAGUCAAAAUCUGCUCCACAGAGGCACGCUGCUUUUUCCCAAAUACAGAAAGAUAAUAAUGGCCGAGAAACAGUUACUGACGAGAAAAUGCAAAAUUUUGCUAUUGAAGAUACUCCUGUCUGCUUUUCUCGUAAUUCAUCAUUAAGUUCUCUUAGUGAUAUUGACCAGGGGAAUAAUAAUAAAAAAGCAGCACAGCAUAGUGAACAGGGAGAACACACCAAUAGCCAAGUUGCAGUGAACAGACCUCCAGCAUCUGGCUAUGCUCCUAAGUCAUUUCAUGUUGAAGACACACCAGUGUGCUUCUCUAGAAAUAGCUCCCUUAGCUCCCUUAGCAUAGAUUCUGAAGAUGACCUUCUACAAGAGUGCAUCAGUUCAGCUAUGCCAAAAAAGAAAAAUAUGCUUGCAGAUGGCAAGAGUAACUGGGAAAAUACAGGAAGUGAUACUUCUGCAGCAUCAGUAGAAGAGAUGAAUGAGCCUAUGAAUUUAAGGGACCAAGUGCAAAGCCCUAUUUCAGAGCAAGCUUUCUCCCCAGAUUCUGAAAGCUUUGACUGGAAAGCCAUUCAAGAGGGCGCUAAUUCUAUAGUCAGUAGCUUGCACCAGGCAGCUGCCUGCCUGUCAAGACAGGGUUCUUCUGAUUCUGACUCUAUCCUCUCACUUAAAUCUGGUAUUUCCUUGGGAUCACCUUUCCACCUUACACCUGACCAGGAAGAAAAGCCAUUUACAUCUAAUAAGGGCCCUAAAAUAGUGAAACCUGGUGAGAAAAUUACUAGUGACAACAAAAAGAACGAAGAGGAAAAUGUUAAGGCAAUUCGAGGAGGGAAAAGAGUCUAUAAAAGUUUAAUUACUGGGAAGGCCCGUUCAAAUGUGGAGACUCCUACCCAUCAUCCAAAACAUUCCCAACAGGCAAACAUGCCUAUGAUCUCGCGUGGCAGGACCAUGAUUCACAUACCUGGUGUAAGGAACAGUUCACCUAGCACUAGUCCUAUUCCGAAAAUGCCACCUAAAACCAUAACCUCCAAAAGUCCAAACACUGGGCAGAAUUCAAAUCAUUCAAGAGGCAUUAAAACUCCAAUAAAAUUAGAGUCAAGUCCAAUAGGCAAGCAAAUGAGUGCUCAGGGAGCAUCAAGCAGCAAAGGAUCUUCUCGAUCAGGAUCCAGAGAUUCUACUCCUUCCAGACCUUCCCAGCAAUCCUUAUCAAGACCCAUGCCGUCUCCUGGUCGAAAUUCCAUAUCUCCAGGAAGGAAUGGGAUCAGCCCUUCUAGCAAGAUAUCACAACUUCCAAGAACAUCCUCUCCAUGUACUGCUUCAGCUAAACCUUCUGGAUCAGGAAAGAUGUCUUACACAUCUCCAGGUAGACCGUUAAACCAGCAGGCCGCAUCGAAGCAAGCGGGCCUAGGAAAGGGCACAUCUUCUUUAACAAGAAGUGAAUCCAGUUCAAAAGGCUUAAGCCAGAGUGCCAGUUGUACUGCACCAGGUAAAAGAGUAGAAUUGUCAAGAAUGUCUUCAACAAAAUCAAGUGGCAGUGAAUCAGACCGAUCUGAAAGGCCUACAUUAAUGCGCCAAUCAACAUUUAUAAAGGAAGCCCCAAGUCCAACACUGAGAAGAAAAUUAGAAGAAUCUAAUUCUUUUGAAUCUUUGUCUCCACCUUCUCGACCUACAUCACCAAGUAGAUCACAAACUCAGACUCCAGUUUUAAGUCCAUCUCAGCAUUUGGAUGUGAUGCCUAGUCACUUACCAAACCAAGCGAGUAGCUGGAGAAAAGUGCCUCCAAACCAGAAUCUCAUUGCAGAACAACUGGAAGGGCGACCUAUGCGGAAACAUGACAUAGCUCGAUCUCAUUCUGAAAGUCCAUCAAGGCUACCAGUGAAUAGAUCAGGUACUUGGAAGCGUGAACAUAGCAAACAUUCCUCAUCUCUUCCUCGAGUUAGCACAUGGCGUAGAACAGGGAGUUCUUCAUCAAUUCUGUCAGCUUCUUCAGAAUCAAGUGAAAAGGCCAAAAGUGAAGAUGAAAAACCAUAUCAUGGGAGUUUUGUACAUGGUAGCAAACAAGGCAAGGAAAAUCCAGUUCCUUUGAAGGGAACUUGGAGGAAAAUUAAAGAUAAUGAAGUUCCACAAAUAAAUAGUCAGGUUCAGAUUCCUUCAGCUGCACAUAGUGUUGAAAGCAAAAAUUUGGUUUACCAGAUGGCUCCUCCUGUAUCAAAAACUGAGGAUGUGUGGGUGAGAAUUGAGGACUGUCCAAUAAACAACCCCCGCCCUGGAAGAUCUCCAACAGGCAACACACCACCAGUUAUUGAUGAUUUUCCUGAAAAUACAUUUCCUAAUGAUGAAGAAGGUUCAGGUGAUGCACAGAACAGACCAGCUUCAGAACAGAGAACUCCACCUCAUGGUUUAAGAAUGGAAAAAUGUUUAAAUUCAUUUACUCCAUUGGAAAGUCCAGAAAAAAAGGCAGCAGAAACAAAAUCUGCUAUGAACAGUUCUGCGACCUCACCGGAAACUGAGACGACAAUUGUCACUGAGCGUACACCCUUUAGUUCAAAUAGUUCAAGCAAGCACAAUUCACCAAGUGGUACUGUUGCAGCAAGAGUAACUCCUUUCAACUAUAUCCCCAGCCCUCGAAAAAGUAGCACAGAUAACAGUUCUACACGGCCAUCACAAAUUCCAACACCUGUAAACACCAAAAGAAAGGAGAGUUCCAAACCUGAAGCUACUGACUCUAGUGGAGCUCAAAGCCCGAAGCGUCAUUCUGGCUCCUAUUUAGUAACUUCCGUUUGAAAUAACUGUGGUUGUAUAAAAUUGGUUUAUUAUGUAUGAUUCUUUGGCACAAUUAUCUGAUAUUUGAGGUUAACUGUUUGUUUUACAAGAAUUAUUGAUCAGCUAAGAUGCUCUUGUAAAUAUCUACUUUUUUUCUUCGCAGAGGGACUUUGUUUAGGAAGCCAUAUUUGUUAGAAAACUAUACUGUCGCUGGUGGAAAUUUGACAGGUGCAUUUGGUUGGGAAGUUUGAGAUGAUUCCUACAGCUAGUAAAGACAACAUUGUACAGUCAGUUGUACUUGUAUUAUGUAUUAAGCGUUUCUGCCAUGAUCCCUUUAUGUAAUGCUUGGCUUAUGUAACUUACAAUUACUUGGGAGAUAGUCUAGGAAAUAAGUCCAUUAAAAUAUAUCAAUCAUGUUCAACAUUUUAACAGCAAAAAAAGUCAGAGAUUUAAAAAAAAAAAAAGAUAUUUAAUUUACAUUCAAAAAGGUGAAUGAAAUGAGUAUUAAUAUUCCUUGUUAGUAAUUGUGAAGUAUCCUAAUCCUCUAGGUAAUCAUGCAGCUGUGAAAUUCACAGCCUUGUGAUUUCUGGUACAACAGCCUUCCCCAGCCUGCUCUUGUGCAUGAUCAGAUCGGAUGGUAUGUUGUCUGAUGCAAUGACUCAAUUUUGUGAUCACAUGAUGUGCAUAGAUAGCUACAGUGUAUUUAGGUACACUGCUGUGUGUGUGCUGCAAAAAGAGAUUGUCUGAUACCUUGCAGCUUUGGACUGGAAUAUUUUUUUCCUGACCUAGAGUUUACCAGAAAAGUAGAUAGAGCCAUUGCUAUGCUGUAACUUGUUGUAUAUUGUUAUUUGAGGUCAGAUGGCUACUCUUUUAUGAAUGAGACAAAUUGUUUCAGAGGAACUAAAUGAACAUUUCAAAAUAAAUUAUUACUGUAUGUA